AUGAUCAUGGAUGCUAUAAUGGCGCUGGGUGGCGCCCAUGUCAGCUACAAGACCGGAAACCCGGCAUUGAGAGUUGCCACGACUAAGCAUUACUUAUCUAGCAUCCAAAGGCUUAAGUAUGCGCUGACGAGCUGGAAUCCUGGUGCGCCGCAGGACACGGUGCGCCUAUUGACUGUUGCCAUGUUGCUGUGUCAGUACGAAGCUGUCACAUGCAAUCGCCGCAGCAUUGCAUACUACCAUCUUCGCGCCAGUCGAGAACUUAUCAGCACAAUCUUUGAAGCUGGCGUGGGCAACCUCUCAAGCCAGCAGCACGAGAUCUUUGGCUUCCUGUUGGAGUACUAUACAUAUAUGGCCAUCGUGCGCAACAUCACCUUCGCACCCGACCGCCAGACAGAUGCGGUGGCAUCGGACUGGUUUGUUCAAUCUCUGCAGCACCUGCAGGAGUACCAAACAUUUGGCAGCAUGCUCGGGGGCUCCUCGGAGCUAUAUGAGCUCAUCCCCACCAUUCGCCUGCUCCAGGACCUGGACGGGGAGUUGUGGUCUAUAGCGUACCUUGAUCUGGAGGAGAAGAUUCUAAACUGGUCGCCGGCAAUGACAACACGAUAUGAUGCGCCAGCCUGGGUCCAAAGCUCGACUGCAAUGGAUCGCAUCUAUCGAAUUGCCAUGUUGGCUUUCCUGUACUCGGCACGGUACAUCAAAAAUGGCGACAAGGCCGAAUUUUGCCAGAAACUUGACCCUAUAAUCAUCGAAUUCCGCUUUCUAUGCCGUCAGCUGCGGGGAUCGCCAUCACGCACAAGGAUUCUGUGGCCCCUGCUGGUCAUCGGCUCGUGUCUCAGAUCGCCAGAUGAUCGGCAGAAAAUGUGUUCGGGCUUGUCAAGAUCCACGUACGACAUGGCCAUCACUCAGCGAGCGAUGGAAAUAUUGAAGAUGACUUGGGAGCUUGACAAGGACUGCAUGUAUGGCCCAGUGGCCUUGGAAGCCGUUAUGAAGAGUCAUGAUUUUUGCGUGAGUUAG
Messenger RNA from Exophiala aquamarina CBS 119918, 1014 nucleotides. RefSeq lists its product as uncharacterized. Gene Ontology annotation, biological process: positive regulation of transcription by RNA polymerase II. The transcript has 2 exons. Lineage: Eukaryota; Fungi; Ascomycota; Eurotiomycetes; Chaetothyriales; Herpotrichiellaceae. The record is from RefSeq and is a predicted model, not a curated record. Gene Ontology annotation, molecular function: DNA-binding transcription factor activity; transcription cis-regulatory region binding. Gene Ontology annotation, cellular component: nucleus. Bases 1 to 1014 code for a protein of 337 amino acids.